Molecule: messenger RNA, 669 nt
Organism: Diaporthe batatas
Lineage: Eukaryota; Fungi; Ascomycota; Sordariomycetes; Diaporthales; Diaporthaceae
Exons: 3
Coding region: 1-669 (222 amino acids)
Molecular function (GO): FAD binding; monooxygenase activity
Source: RefSeq, a predicted model, not a curated record
AUGAUUGCAUAUGUUCCUAGCAGCGCAGUUGGGGUGGUUGAGGAGGAUAGCUGGAAUAGUGAUGGGAACAAGGAAAACCUGGUUCAGGCCUUUUCCAAGUUCUGUCCAGAAGUUCAACAGCUGGUAGGGGAGACCGACGACAGCCUGAGAGUCUUCGCGCUGUCUGACCUUGACCCGCUACCGACAUGGGUCAAGGGAAGGACCACUCUCCUUGGUGAUGCUGCACAUGUUCUACAGCCAUACGUUGGACAAGGGGCCUCCAUGGCUAUCGAAGACGCACUCUCACUCGCCACCAUGUUUCCCCUCGGCACCAGACCCGAAGACGUCAACGAGCGCCUGAGGCUCUACGAGAAGGCAAGAGUGGGCCGGAUAAAGACGGUGUACGACUGGUCCCUCAAAAACUGUCCUGGAUCCGUGCCGCUGGCUUCAGAAGGGUCAUGGUGGUUUUCCAAUGCAGUCACGAAGUUGAACACCUGGCGGGUCUUGGCUCUAACCGCCAUGUUCAUGCAGCAGACAUUUGGGCACAACGAGAUUGAUCAUUCGGAGAGGCUCCUGCAACAGUCCUUGGCCAGACGGCCGAGCGUUGAUACAGACUCCGGGAGGAGGAGAUCGAGCAUCUGGUCAUUCGUGCUUGGCGAUGGUCAGACACAGACGACAUCAUCGCAGUAG